GUAUACAUGUUUUCUGUAAAACAUAUAGAAAUAGCGAUACAUGUAGAUUAUAAAUACAUUGCUUACUUUAAAGCAAUAUUGACCCUUUGUAAGCUAGCUAUUUCUUGCACUGCAAAAAAAAAAACUAUCGGUUUUGUGGCGCCCACCUAUGUUCCUGUGUUCAACUAGUAAUGCCUGGUGAGCUGUGGCUGGUCUGGCCAGCUGGCUAAUGUUUUGGAGAACAUAGCUAAUAGCUAGCCUAGCUACACUGCUAGCUUGUUAACCACAGUUGGUCAACACAAUAUACAAACAUCGGAGAAAAUAUACCAUAAUUAUACGAGAUAGUUUCAGUUGCUUGUAAAAGUCGAAUAUAUGUAACUUGCUAAGUCGACAAGAACAUUCCAACCGUAGCAGUGGGAAAAGACCCUUUGGUGACUGAGACCAACAAACACCAGUGUGAAGGAGAGGAAUGAAGGCCUGAUCUUUGAGAUGACUGUCUACCCAAAGAAUUCGGUGCGGAUCUUAUCUGCCCGGGAGCGUGGGGCCCGUGGCCUUGGUUCCCAGCGCCUCCUGCAACAGCUUGUUGAGGAGAAGACCCGGCGGAUGAAAUGGCAGAGUCAGAAAGUGGAGUUGCCGGACAGCCCUCGUUCUACCUUCCUGUUGGCUUUUAGCCCGGACAGGACCUUAAUUGCCUCCACUCAUGUCAACCACAACAUUUAUAUCACCGAGAUUAAGACAGGAAAGUGUGUUCACUCUCUGGUGGGCCAUCGCCGCACUCCUUGGUGUCUGACCUUUCACCCUACGAUCCCUGGUUUGGUGGCUUCGGGAUGUCUGGAUGGAGAGGUUCGCAUCUGGGACCUGCAUGGUGGCAGUGAGAGCUGGUUCACUGAGAGCAAUGUGGCCAUUGCCUCCCUGGCCUUUCACCCUACUGCCCAGCUCCUUCUCAUAGCAACAAACAAUGAGGUUCACUUCUGGGACUGGAGUAGGAGGGAGCCAUUUGCCCUGGUCAAGACUGCCAGCGAGACAGAGAGAGUCAGACUGGUGAGGUUUGACCCACUGGGUCAUUACCUGUUGACCGCUAUAGUGAAUCCCUCUAACCAACAGCAGAGUGAUGAUGACUCGGAGGUCCCCAUGGAUAGCGUGGAGAUGCCCCACUUUCGCCAUCGAUCCUUCCUACAGUCCCAACCGGUCCGCCGUACACCCAUUCUCCACAACUUCCUGCACAUCCUGUCAUCGAGGAACUCCGGCUCACAGUCUGAGGAACAGCAUCCUCCUGCACCCGCUGCCAAUAGUGCUGCUGACUCUCCUAGUCUUCUCUCUGGACAUUAUUCUGCCCUGCGGAGUCGCUCCCGACCCCCCUACCAGGGUUGUGUGCAACACCUUGGUAUGGUUUGCUUCUGCAGUCGGUGCUCUGCCACCCGAGCCCCUUCACCAUCUGGAGAGGACCCCUCUGACCCUGAGAGCCUGGAGGCCCAGUCUCAUGCCUCCACCUUCUCCUCUGCUCGCACUGAGCCCCGGCAGCCCUCUGAGCCUCGCUCCUCACACCGUCCCUCUGCCUUCAGCAGUGUGUACGGCAGUGCUAGAGGACACUCUUUACGCACUCCAUCUUCAGGCCCUGGCCAGCGCAGCAUCCCAGGCCUUAUAACCAACCAGGGCCACCAGCAGCCAGGCCUGGAGUGCUCUGGGCGACUGGCAGGAGCAGACUGGAUGGGCAGCAUGCUCAACAUGCGGCCUGAGCGUAGUGGGGGUGUUGGGGUAUCUCCACCCAGGACUAGUGCAUCCUCUGUCAACCUGCUGUCUGUGCUGAGGCAGCAGGAGGGCUCCUUUCAGUCGCCUGUCUACACCUCUACCACAGAGGGAGGAAGCUUGCCCCCAGCAGUAGUGAGCCCUCACACCAGUGGAAACAGCUCUGUAGAUGGACCCAGCACUAGUAGUGGACACCACUCUCUUGGGGAGGGAGGGAGCAACAGCCCCACCUCGAUCCGUAACGUGCUGCAGUGCAACUUGAAUCGCUACUUCAUGGAGUAUGAUCGCAUGCAGGAAAUGGAGCAGUCAGGUGGUGCUGGUGGAGAGAGCAGCCAAGAGCAACAGACACGGGAGAUGCUCAAUAAUAACAUAGAGUGUGAGCGGCCUGUCACCCCCCAUUAUCAGCCCCCCAACAGCAGUGAUGGUGGUUCUGGUCCCUCCCGCGGCCAUAUGAACCGCUGCAGGGUCUGCCACAACCUGUUCACGUUUAACCAAGGUACACAGCGCUGGGAACGCACUGGCCAGACCCCAUCACAAGAGGAGGGGAGCACCUCAUGGCAGCCCCCAAGCCCCAACCCUGCCUUUCACACAAUGAGGCCGACGGUGCUACAUGUUCCCCAGUCCUCUGACAGGAGACAGUUAUUACAGCCACAGCCCAGUGCUGAUGAACCUGGAGGGGACACAGCCUUCACUCACCGGGGAUCCCCUAGCUCACAGAGAGAACAGGCGGUGGGGUUGGUAUAUAACCAGGAGACAGGCCAGUGGGAGAGAGUUUACCGACCGUCUGUCAGUCCAAGUCCAGCGGUGAAUGUACCACAAGAGGCCUUAAACCAAGAAAUGCCUGACGAAAACCACGAUGACGAUUACCUGAGAAGGAGGCUUUUGGAGUCCUCUCUUAUGUCGCAGUCUCGAUAUGACAUAUCUGGCUCCCGGGACCAUCCUAUUUAUCCAGAUCCUGCCAGGUUGUCCCCUGCGGCAUAUUAUGCCCAGCGGAUGAUUCAGUACUUAUCUCGGCGGGACAGCAUUCGCCAACGAUCACUGCGCUACCAGAGCCGACUGCGGCCUCUCUCAUCCACCUCAGAUAGCCCAGGAAGCAACCCCUCCCCCUCCGUUGAGAACAACGAGGUGGACUUUGAGGAGUUUGAGGAUAACGGGGAUCGUGCCAGACACAGAGCUCCACGCAACGCUCGUAUGUCUGCCCCCUCGCUUGGCAGAUUUGUUCCCCGGAGGUUCCUACUGCCUGAGUACCUGCCAUAUGCUGGGAUCUUCCACCACGAGAGGGGCCAGCCUGGCCUGGCCACCCAUUCCUCCGUCAACAGGGUCCUAGCAGGUGCGGUUAUCGGUGACGGUCAGUCAGCUGUGGCCAGUAACAUCGCCAACACCACCUACCGCCUCCAGUGGUGGGACUUCACCAAGUUUGACCUACCUGAAAUCAGCAACUCCUCUGUCAACGUGCUGGUGCAGAACUGCAAGAUCUACAAUGACGCCAGCUGUGACAUCUCUGCAGACGGGCAGCUCCUGGCCGUGUUCAUACCCAGCAGCCAGCGGGGCUUCCCAGAUGAGGGCAUCCUGGCUAUCUACUCUCUGGCGCCUCACAACCUGGGAGAGAUGCUCUACUCCAAGAGAUUCGGUCCUAAUGCCAUCUCUGUCAGCCUGUCCCCGAUGGGCCACUACGUGAUGGUGGGCUUGGCCUCCCGCAGAAUCCUGCUCCAUCACACUACAGACCACAUGGUAGCGCAAGUGUUACGCCUGCAGCAGCCCCAUGGUGGAGAGACUUCCAUGAGGAGAAUGUUUGAUGUGGUGUACCCCAUGGCUUCUGAUCAGCGGAGACACGUCAGCAUCAACUCGGCCCGCUGGCUCCCAGAACCUGGCUUGGGGCUUGCAUACGGUACCAACAAGGGAGACCUAGUCAUCUGCAGACCUGUAGAUGCCCAGUCAGACGGAGACGGCCCCGCUGAGCACAGUGAGCCCAUAUUUGCUGUCAACAACAAUCGAGGCAGUGGUACCGGUGGGAGCCGCGAUGGAGAGCGACCAGGGAGCAGCAGGGCCCCCUUGAGGUCUGAAAGGGACAUGAGACUUAUGAACGCCAUCGGUCUCCAGCCCCGUCACCCUACCCCCGUUGUGACCUCACAAGGCACACAGACACCCGUCCUCCUACGUCUUCAGAAUGCCGAAACACAGACUGACCAAGAGCCACAGGUUCCCAGCACCUCCCGGGCCUCCCAAGCAACAAACAUCGGUGGACACAUAAGGGACCUUCAUCCAGGCAGCAGCACAGAAAUGGUGCCUGAGACACCCCCGCACACACUGCAGGAGGAUGGCGAGUCAGCCGAGGCCUUCACAGAGGCCAGCACCACCUUGGCUAACCCAGGGGAAUCUCAAGAGCAGGGCAGUGGGGAGGAUGCCGUUUCUCGGCUUCGAAGGCUGAUUGCCGAGGGUGGUAUGACGGCCGUGGUCCAGAGGGAGCAGAGCACCACCAUGGCCUCCAUGGGUAGCUUCGGUAACAACAUCAUCGUUAGCCACCGCAUCCACCGCGGCUCCCAGACUGGGACAGAGGCUCAGGAUAGGGGCAGAGACACUCAGGGCAGGGGUCAGGGUCUUGAUGGAGGUGGUUGGACGUCCUUCUCUCCAUCCCACCGCGGCACUCUGUCGUUUACAGAGCCCACCUCUCGUAUUCUGACCCACCACAGCAUGCAGCUGGGCGAGAGCUCAGGCUUCCUGUUAGAGCCCUCUGGGGCCCAUAGCCGAACAGUAGCACCUCUCCCCUCCCAGUACAUCACAGUCUCUUCUCAUCUCAGCCCUCAGGGGCCCAUUGGGGUGGAGGAGGGGGCCGAUGGGACCCCUAUGGACACAGACGAUGCGUUUGAGGGUGUGGGACUUGUCGAUGAUCUAGAUCUACACUUGCCCUCUGCUUCCUCCUCCUCUUCUUCAACCCUGUCCCCUGUUGUCUCCCCUCUUGACAACAACUUCAGCGCCAGUUACCAUGGAGACCCCUACAGUCGAUAGAUGGUUAUGUGCUUUCCAUACCCAUCUGAUCUCUACCUAGAAGACUCUCCUCCGUCUAGCCUUAUUACAUUGACUACUGUUUUUUCUGGAGGCUUUCGAAUCCCGACAUUGCAAUUAGGCACUUAAAAUUUCAUCCCACUCCUCCAUUGCCUGUUCAGUUUUCUAUCCAAUAGUAGGCUGGAUGAGACCUACCUUCAACCUAGGAUUAGGCUCGGUCUCUUUCUUGGAUGUGGUGUUCCUUUGCGUUCCCUGACCACUUUCAUACUUUUUUGUCAUUGCCUAAUUGAGAGCAAGAAUCCAAAGCUACAGUUUGACCAUUCCAUUGGAGAGAGGUGGACCUGAAUGACUCUUUUACAAUCAGGGUUCAGAUUGGUGGUUGUCGAAUGCCACCUGGGACCAAAUUCCAUGAUCAAAUUGCAACGUUCUUGAAAACGUGUUAGGACUCUGCCCCUUGCUCACUAUUAAUUAGCAAGAUGCUGGUAUAGUAGAAGCACAUUUUAUUAACCAAUCACAUUGGUACAAUUUGAUUGUGAAACUGGAUGAUUCUGUCUAUAAGUUACAUUUAUUGUGUGUGUGAGAGAGGAUGUUCUAUGUCACCCGUGGUAGUUACAAAACGUUUCAUUCUAGUCGUCAUGGUGGAUUAGUGGUUUGCAAAGAUGUAGUUGACCCAAGAUAACGAUGAAUCUCUUGUACUACAUAGGAGAGCAGCAUUACAUUACAGAGUAGAAUUUAGGGAGACCACAUCCACAACAUGCUAUUCCAAAUAUGAGCGAUGUUCGUUAUUAUCGCCGUGCGCUGUUCAUGACAAAAUAAUUCCAGACUUAUUAUUUUUUUGCUUAUUUAUGAUAUCACAAUCACCUUCUCAUUUAGACUUCUUUUGAAGACAUUGAUACUGCCUGACUGAUAAACUGCCCGUUUUUGAUUUGGAAAGUUCAAAUAGGGUACGCACAAUGCCGUCAGGAGAACACCUAAUCGUUUUUAAUUUUUUUUAAUUACCCCUUUUUCUCCCCAAUUUGAUGAUAUCCAAUUGUUUUUAGUAGCUACUAUCUUGUCUCAUCGCUACAACUCCCGUACGGGCUCGGGGGAGUUGAAGGUUGAAAGUCAUGCGUCCUCCGAUACACAACCCAACCAAGCCGCACUGCUUCUUAGCACAGCGCGCAUCCAACCCGGAAGCCAGCCCCACCAAUGUGUCGGAGGAAACACCGUGCACCUGGCAACCUUGGUUAGCGCGCACUGCGCCCGGCCAGCCACAGGAGUCGCUGGUGCGCGAUGAGACAAGGACAUCCCUACCGGCCAAGCCCUCCCUAACACGGACGACGCUAGGCCAAUUGUACGUCGCCCCACGGACCUCCCGGUCGCGGCCGGUUACGACAGAGCCUGGGUGCGAACCUAGAGUCUCUGAUGGCACAGCUGGCGCUGCAGUACAGCGCCCUUAACCACUGCGCCACCCGUGAGGCCCCCUAAUCGCUUUUUUAUUUAAAAAAAAAUUCUCACAUUUUCAAACAGUACAUUUAUAUUUUCCAACGGGGCUAUACAUUUAGGUGAGUUUUUUUCUCUCACUUGAGUAGCCUCGUUUCACUGCCAAAAAUACAAUUAAACCAUCUAGUGUUGAGUGAAAUGACAACACAAUGUCAAAUGCAGGUUGCCUAGUCAAAUACUUAACAUCCAAUCACAUUAACCGUUACUCUCUCGCGGGAAACCUUCACUCUCUUGUGCAUAGAUUUAGAAACUAAACAUGACCAUUUGAAAAAUAAGCCACAGGAGUUUUUCGAGCGAGAAUCAAGACGACGUUCAAGUAGUAAGACAUGUAUAAAAGCAACAGGUACAUUAAUAAGAAGGGUCUAGAAGCGUCUUAUAUUGUGAGCUACCGAGUGGCUAGGACAGGCAAGCCCCAUACUAUUGUGGAGGACUUAAUUCUUCCUGCUGCCGCGGAUAUGGCUGGUACAAUUCUGGGGGGAAAGGCCCCAAAAAACUAUACUGACAAUGACUUCAUCAAACAUUCACUGUUUUACAACGCAUCAGUGACAUGGCAUUGUUUUGAAGCAAUUACUGCUUCGGAAUACAAGCCAGUGAAUUAUAUGCAUUACAGCUGGAUGAGUCAACAGAAGUGGCGGGCCUGGCACAGCUCCUGGUAUAUGUCCGUUACGUUUAUGGGGGGUCAAUUAAGGAAGACAUCCUCUUCUGCAAACCACUGGAAACCAGGACAACAUGGCUUUGGUGGUCAAGAUGUGUUGGUAUCUGUACUCAUGUAGCAAAAGCCAUGACAGGUAGACAUAGUGGAGUGGUAACGCGCGUGCAAGCAGUUGCUCCCGACGCCACUUGAGUACACUGCAGCAUCCACCGGUAGUCUCUUGCUGCCAAGGGAAUGCCUGACUGUUUUGAAAGACGUUUUGGACACCACAGUGAAAAUGGUUAACUUUGUUAAAGCAAGGCCCCUGAACUCUUGUGUAUUUUCUGCAUUAUGCAAUGAUAUGGGCAGCGACCAUGUCAACAUACAGAGGUGAGCGGGUUAUCAAGGGGCAAAGUACUGACAAGCUUACAUUUUUCUUUACUGACCAUCAUUUUCACUUGUCUGAACGUUUGCAUGAUGACGAGUUUCUCACACGACUGGCCUAUCUGAGUGAUGUUUUUUAUCACCUGAAUGAUCUGAAUCUAGGAUUACAGGGACUCUCCGCAACUAUAUUCAAUGUGCAGGACAAAAUGGAGGCUGUGAUUAAAAAGUUGGCGCUUUUUUCUCUCUGCAUUAACAAGGACAAUACACAAGUCUUUCCAUCAUUGUAUGAUUUUUUUGUGUGCAAAUGAACUCAAGCUUACAGACAAUGUCAAAUGUGAUAUAGUGAAGCACCUAAGUGAGCUGGGUGCGCAAUUACGCAGGUACUUUCCCGAAACAGACGACACAAACAACUGGAUUUGUUAUCCCUUUCAUGCCCUGCCUCCAGGCCACUUACCGAUAUCUGAACAAGAGAGCCUCAUCGAAAUUGCAACAAGUGGUUCUGUGAAAAUGUUAUUUAAUCAGAAGUCACUGCCAGAUUCCUGGAUAGGGCUGUGCUCAAUGUUUCUUGCCUUGGCAAAUCGCGCUGUUAAGACACUGGUGCCCUUUUCAACCACGUACCUAUGUGAGAGUGGAUUAUCAGCCCUCACUAGCAUGAAAACUAAAUACAGACACAGACUGUGUGUGGAAAAUGAUUUAAGAUUGAGACUCUCUCCAAUACAAUCCAACAUUGCAGAGUUAUGGGCAUCCUUUCAAGCACACCCUUCUCAUUAACCUGUGGAGAGUUCUUCACACUUUUUGAUGAACAAAUAAGGUUUUAUAUGUAAGAUGGCUAAAUAAAGAGCAACAUUUUUGAUUAUUAUUUGUGCCCUGGUCCUAAUAAGAGCUUUUUGUCACUUCCCACGAGCCGGGUUGUGACACAAACUCACACUCAUUCUUAUGUUUAAUAAAUGUAUUGUGUAGUGUGUGUGGCAGGCAGGCAUACAAUGAUGGUAAAACACAACAUUUGAGAGUGCGCUGACCCUGGUGCUAGAGGGGCUACGCAGCUGGAGGUUGAAUGUUUGAAGGGGUACGGGACUAUAAAAAAGUUUGGGAACCACUGGUCUAGCAUAUCUCAACCAUAUCGUUGAUGGCAAAUAUUGCCGAUAUUCGAGAUUUGUCGUAUAUUAAGCCAAGCCGAGUAGCAUUACAAGAUGUUGCUACCAGGAAGUUGCCAGAUAAUACCAUUACCCUUUCCUCCCCGGUGUAAUGCCUGUAUCAGGUGUUCAGUAUGCAGUUGGAUGUGUGUGCAACAAUGGUUCAUCUGUUCCAUAAAGGAAAACUAACAUUCAUCAUGAUUGAUUAUUUAUUUAAAAGGUUGAUUUAAUAAUAACAGGGUACAGUACACAUGCGCUACCGGCAUUUAGAUCAUCAGCCCUAGAUCCACAGCCUCAUAACUUCCCAAACUUGUCUUGAAAACACCCACAUGCUGUGCCAAGUAUUUGAAGUGAAGCAUUUUGACAAUGGUGUAACUCUGCUACGCUGUCAAACUGUCACCCCAUGACUUGUGGCGGUUGUCUUUUGUACAGUAGGAUUCCUUCUCUAGAUCCACUGUGGUAUGUUGAGCCCAGUCAUCUAAGGCUAACUGGAAUUUGAAAAAAGGAGAUACUACAUAAUGUGUUGGACAUCCAGAAGGCUCUCUUUAAAAUGGCCAGUUUGCCUCCCACUAGCUGCCCCGGGUGCCUUGAGGGUUGUUGUUGUUGUGACAGAGAGGCAGUUGGAGGUGCACAGUGGUGACGAUGCGUAUAGCAUUCCGAGUCACCACAGGGGCAAAGCUCUCUAGGUUGAAUGGACUUUGUCCUUCAAACAGCUUUGUCAGGUCUUAGUCCUUUUUAAAAUUGGUUUGCCAAUCAGCAGUAAUCUGAAUUUUAAAAAAUGUACAUUUUAUUUAUUGUUUUUCCUAGCAAGGUGGUGGGUUUUGACAGUGAAAUAAACUGUGUUGAAUUAAUGAAUUUGGAACAGCUUACUGCAGCUCCAUGGUGAGUGGGUUACUUUUUUUGAUCUUUCGAUGUGAAAAGUAAUUGCAUUACGAACAGGUUUUUGUCUCUCAGCCACUGUUGGUCCAGCCAACUGGCAGUGCUUAUCGCUCUCUCAAAAGUAUAUUGUGAUUGUAUCUGUUGAGUUUAUUUAUGUUUUAAAGAUAAUAGUUCUAGAGGAAGAUAUGCCAAUUUAAGCCAUAACGUAAGGUUGAUCAUAUUUUUUCAUAUAAACUCACCAGUUGCAAUAGUCAUGUGAUCCUUGCCGCAGCAACUGAUCAAUGCACCAUUUGUCGGUUCAUAUGCUGAUCUUACUACAAACAUCUUCAGAAUUUUUCAUUGUCAAAAAGAUAAAUAUAUUUUGUUAUUCAUUGUUUAUCCUAUUGUGAAAUUGUUAUCUUCCCAGUGUUUUCCUAUACUGUAUGACUGAUCAUUCACUUCUACAAUGCCGAUCUUCAUUUUAAUUUGUCCUCAAUUAAGGGGUCCCAUUAUGGCUUGUAAUGACUCCUGUAAGGUUAUGGUAAAUACUAGAUUACCCCUCAUAGCGUCAGAGUCUGAGUGAAAUUAGAUUUGGACAAAUAUAUGCUUGUUGUUUGAGCCUGAAUGUGUUUAAUGUUAGCGUUUGAUCUAUGAGACACAAUAUCCUUCUGAAUUUCUACAAAAAAAUAAUCAGUUUACAACCACUUCUAACUGUCGACCCUUGGAAAGAGCAGAAGGCCCGAGGCUUAUUUACGGCACAUGGACUUGGGAUAUCGGAGUGAUCUGGGUAGGAGUAGAAGGGGUGGAAUGGGAUACAGUGUUUGCAACAGACAAACCAAGAGACCCAUCAGGCAUCAGAAUGGUUCAGACUAACCCAGAUCUGUCAGACUCUCUGCUCCUGAAAAGAUCCCCCUCCCCUUUGGAAACUGGAGCAGACAGCUGACACAGUUUUUUCUUUUGUUUCCCCUUUGAUUUCUUUUUGAGCACUCUCAUUUCAUGUUUUUGUUGUUUUUGGUUUUUGAACUUGUGGAAUUUACUGUUUUCUGUUGUAUUUGAAGAGGAUAUGAUUGACUGCAUUCUAGUGUCCUGUUGGUCAGGAGGAUAAUGGAAAGGAUGGGUUUUUAAACAGAAGGCAGGAGCUUAGUGGCUUCGUGGUGACUGUUGGGUGAGAUGAAGAGAAAUUGAGCAGUAGAGCUGAAUGCUGAUCCCUGUGGGUUCCAGUCCUGCUGGGUUUUAAUGUGGGAGAAAAACUGUGAGCAAACGGCAGCAUUGGAUUUGGCCACCUUGAUCCUCAUACAGCAUUGUGUUAGAUAAGCUCAUCGGUUUCAGCUUUCACCUUCUAUCUGUGCUUUUUAUUACUUGGUUCACCAACAUACAAUAAUCAGCAGCUUGUGUAUCAAUUCAAUCAAGACAACAGUUAAAUAGUGUAACUACAGUUUAUACAGUAGAAAUCUCCACAUACAGUUCCCCAGUUUUUCUACCGAUCACUUUCCACAGCCAAGGACGUUUUGAGACUUCCAGGGUUUUUAUUUUCUGUGCAAUUUAAGGGCAAUAUGUAAUCACAUGACAUACUCAACAGAUUUAGUUAUACUGCUUUACACUGACCACACAACAAUAAUCAAACUGCACAACUGUUCACAGAUCAUCUCAAAAUCAUUGUAAAGACAUUACACUGCAAUAUUUUCGUACAGGUGAUAAUCACAUGUUUGUGCUUCAGAAUAAAAAUGUCUGUGACCUUCUGGAUAUGAUUGAAAUUUGGAUCAAAUCUGUUUAUUUUAUUUUUUAUAUAUAUUUGUAAGUCAGAAAUGUGUUUUAUAGAAUGAGUUUCCUAAACAAUUACUUUAUGGAAAAUCCUAAAGGUCACAAGUGUAUUUGUUCUGUUGUCACUGACUCACCAUAGUGUCUUUUUCUCACAUGUAUCAGUAUGUGAUCUGCUGAGUGUACGUGAACUCAACAAGGAAGUGUCUUCAGUGGACCUGCUUUUGUUGUUGUAGGAGAUUGUGAUUUGAAGGGUUUUCUAUCUACUUUAAAGGGUAAAAUGCAGUAUAUUACAGUAGUCGAUGUGCAACUAAGUGCUGUGAGAACACCAAAGAUCCUAGAAAAUAUAUGUUGAUCAUAAACAAAUAAAAAUACAAGUGUAAAACCUGAAACAAUA
Molecule: messenger RNA, 11371 nt
Organism: Oncorhynchus kisutch (coho salmon)
Lineage: Eukaryota; Metazoa; Chordata; Actinopteri; Salmoniformes; Salmonidae
Gene: ambra1a
Product: autophagy/beclin-1 regulator 1a
Exons: 19
Coding region: 469-4731 (1420 amino acids)
Biological process (GO): mitophagy; autophagosome assembly
Cellular component (GO): intracellular membrane-bounded organelle; Cul4-RING E3 ubiquitin ligase complex
Molecular function (GO): ubiquitin-like ligase-substrate adaptor activity; protein binding
Source: RefSeq, a predicted model, not a curated record